AUGUCGUUUAAACGGGAACAGCAACACAUGUCGUCUAAACGGGAACAGCAACACAUGUCGUCUAAACGGGAACAGCAACACAUGUCGUCUAAACGGGAACAACAACACAUGUCGUCUAAACGGGAACAGCAGCAAACGUCGUCUAAACGGGAACAGCAAGACACGUCUAAAUGGGAACAGCAGCACACGUCGUCUGAACGGGAACAGCAGCACACGUCUAAACGGGAACAGCAGCACACGUCUAAACGGGAACAGCAGCACACGUCGUCUAAACGGGAACAGCAGCACACGUCGUCUAAACGGGAACAGCAAGACACGUCUAAACGGGAACAGCAGCACACGUCGUCUAAACGGGAACAGCAAGACACGUCUAAACGGGAACAGCAGCAAACGUCGUCUAAACGGGAACAGCAAGACACGUCUAAACGGGAACAGCAGCACACGUCGUCUAAACGGGAACAGCAAGACACGUCUAAACGGGAACAGCAGCACACGUCGUCUAAACGGGAACAGCAAGACACGUCUAAACGGGAACAGCAGCACACGUCGUCUAAACGGGAACAGCAAGACACGUCUAAACGGGAACAGCAGCACACGUCGUCUAAACGGGAACAGCAAGACACGUCUAAACGGGAACAGCAGCACACGUCGUCUAAACGGGAACAGCAAGACACGUCUAAACGGGAACAGCAGCAAACGUCGUCUAAACGGGAACAGCAAGACACGUCUAAACGGGAACAGCAGCACACGUCGUCUAAACGGGAACAGCAGCACACGUCGUCUAAACGGGAACAGCAGCACACGUCGUCUAAACGGGAACAGCAGCACACGUCUAAACGGGAACAGAGCAGCACACGUCGUCUAAACGGGAACAACAACACACGUCGUCUAAACGGGAACAACAACACACGUCGUCUAAACGGGAACAGCAACACACGUCAUCUAAACGGGAACAGCAACACACGUCUAAACGGGAACAGCAACACACAUCGUCUAAACAAGAACAAACAUGUUUCCAUACAAUUGUGCAGCAGCUGUAGAUUUGACAGUAAGAACAGUGUAAUGGUUUCUCCUCUGGCCUUCAUGUGCUGUGUGAAGUAUCACACAUUUUACAUGUGCAGAUGUGAGAAGAAGGUGGACUAGACUCCCUGCUGUGGAGGACUAAGUCUUCCAAGUCCAGUUGAGUCCAAGAUGAUAGUCAAUAUUCCCCUCAAAGCAUCAUGUCCCCACAAAGUCAGAAUAGUAUUGAUGGCAUCAAAUGUGAGCAGAAUGCAUUGUGGGUAAAGGCAGCAGCAGACUUUCCUUGUGUAUAUUUUGGCUUGUUGUGGUAUUUAUUGAAUGAUUAUUUUCAUACUUCAUGCAGACCAAACAGCUGCUGCUACACUAUUUUUCUACCAGAGCAAACUUGAUUUUGGUCUUCCUCUUUGUCAAAUAUCAGAUUUUAUAAGACUUUUCAAAUAAAAGACAAUUGUUUUAACCAGGAA
This is a messenger RNA of Nerophis ophidion (straightnose pipefish), 1484 nucleotides long. RefSeq lists its product as uncharacterized. Bases 1 to 1143 code for a protein of 380 amino acids. The transcript has a single exon. Lineage: Eukaryota; Metazoa; Chordata; Actinopteri; Syngnathiformes; Syngnathidae. The record is from RefSeq and is a predicted model, not a curated record.